Molecule: messenger RNA, 2911 nt
Organism: Nicotiana tabacum (common tobacco)
Lineage: Eukaryota; Viridiplantae; Streptophyta; Magnoliopsida; Solanales; Solanaceae
Biological process (GO): mRNA splicing, via spliceosome
Cellular component (GO): catalytic step 2 spliceosome
Molecular function (GO): protein binding
Source: RefSeq, a predicted model, not a curated record
UAAACUUUCUUUUGAAUUGCUUAUUUUGUUGAAUAUAUUCUUGAUCAAGGUCAGUUUAACCGUACAAAAAGCAAUUUAAAAAAAAUGGAGAGAAAGGAAUCAUAAUUUGUUCAGCUGGAGAAUGUGAAUAAUCACAUUUUUUUUGGUUCUGUAGUACAAAGUAGAGAAAAAUAAAAUGUCUGGACGAUUAUUAAAGGGUUUCCCUCGGAAAACCUUUUAGGAUUAUAUUACAUGUGAUUAUGUGAAUACUUUAUUCUAGCAAAAGUGGACAUAAUUCUGAUACGAACUAAAAGAUGAAAUGUUGACAUUGAAAUACUGUUUCCAUCUUCCCGGGAAAAAAUAAAUUGACAUUGUAUUUGGAUCGAGGAAGUAUAUACUUCUUCCCUCAUAUCCACCUUUGGAGGGUUGAAAAAAGCUGAAUAUAGAAAGGUAUCCAAUCCAUCACAUAUUCACUUAUCCUCCUCUUUUACCUAUAGAAGCAAUAUACCAAAAAAGAAAGAACCUACACCAAUAUAUGGUUCUUACAAAAGCCUCCCAAUAAUCUAUACAAGUAGUCGGCGCACCAAAAAGAAAUAGAUCUCCUUCCACCCUUCCUCAUUUACUCCAAUCAAGCUCAGUGUUAAUGCAUAAGAAGAUCCAUGGAUGUUUUACAAGAGCUGGUGAGGAAAACCUGAGACUUAGUUUUAUUCCUGUUUAGAUUAAUAUUUAGGUGAAACCUGUGAGUAAAUAUCUUAGACAGAGUGUGGCAGGUUCAGCACCUGAAGAUAGAAUAUGAGUUGCUGUUUCAUCUUGCUUCCAGACUUGGUGAAAAGAUAAACUUUUUUGUAUCAGUAACAAAAGCAAAGCACAGCACUAAGUAGUGCGUCUAAACAUAAUUACAAAUUGUUAAGAUCCCCAUCUUUAUCUUUUAUGAAGAUCAGAUAGCACCCAAAAAAAGAGCAAAGAAAGAUUUCUCAACUUAAGGCUAAGUGUAUUUGUUGAUCUGCCUUCAAAAACUCUGUAGUUUCUUCUUUCACAGAAAAAAAAAAGUUCUGUAGUUUUUGCCGUCCAAAUCGUCCACUAAAUUGCAAUGGGAAUCAUGUUCUAGGUUUUUUUUUUGAUUGAAUGCUUAGCCUCUAUCUGUUCUAACUCUUCAAAAACUCCACAGUGGAGUUUUGCAUAGGCCAAGCUACUCCCAAAAUACCAAAGAACAUGAUCCACAGCAUCUGAGUGACCUUACAAUGCAAGAACAGAUUACCGACAUCUUCAGGAUGUUCUUCGCGAACGAGGGCAUCUGCUACAAAGUUGGAGACCACAUAAGGUUUAUUUGAGUGAGGCAGGCUUCUCUAACCACUAACCAAGUUAAACAAGAUACCUUCAGGGGCAUUGUGUUGUGCCAAAUCUUCUUCCAUGGCCAAAAUCUCUAUUGUCAAAAGAGGAUAGCCACUUUUAGCAUGAUUUAAUCGAAUAAAUACCAUUUUUUUAACCCUCCAGGUAAUGGAAUCAAUCCUUAAUUGGUUCAGAGAGGUGUUAGUGUUACCAAGCAAAUGUAGAAGUUGACAUGUACUUUGUACUUCCUAAUCAUUCAAGUUUCUUCUGAGAAGAGACCCCGCCCUUGAGCAGUAGAUAACUCAGCUAUCACAGCACUAUGUAGAGAGGAUAUGAUGUGAGAAACCAGAACUUCAUUAAAGUUGCUCCGAAUGAGUGCAUGUGCUUCCAGAUUCCUACUCCAAAAGAAGCACUUGAACCUUUUGUUACCCAGGACUUUCAACUUUUCAACUAGAACCUGGGAUAAUUCAAAACUUUGUUCAUGUGGUGGCGAUCGACAAGUAUUUUAUUGGGAUGUAUCAACAGGUCGUGUAAUUCGCAAAUUUCGUGGCCAUGACAGUGAGGUGAAUGCUGUGAAGUUUAAUGAGUAUGCUUCUGUUGUAGUAUCAGCAGGAUAUGAUAAAUCAUUGCGUGUUUGGGAUUGCAGAUCUCAUAGCACUGAACCAAUCCAGAUCAUUGAUACCUUUCUGGAUAGUGUCAUGUCUAUUUGUCUCACAAAAACUGAGAUAAUUGCUGGAAGCGUUGACGGAACUGUUCGAACAUUUGACAUCAGAGUUGGUAGAGAGAUAUCUGAUAAUUUUGGGCAGCCUGUCAACUGUAUCUCUCUUUCAAAUGAUGGCAACUGUAUAUUAGCAAGUUGCUUAGAUUCAACCGUUCGACUUCUGGAUAGGUCUAGUGGCGAACUAUUGCAAGAAUAUAAGGGCCAUAUUUGCAAGUCUUUUAAAACAGAUUGCUGCCUUACAAACAGUGAUGCAAAUGUGGCUGGCGGCUCGGAAGAUGGCUAUAUUUACUUCUGGGAUCUGGUCGACGCGUCAGUUGUGUCCAGCUUCCGAGCUCAUGAUUUAGUGGUAACUAGCGUAAGUUAUCAUCCGAAAGAAAGCUGCAUGAUAACUUCUUCUGUAGAUAGCACAGUCCGAGUUUGGAAAACAUGAGAUAUGGAACCAGAUCUUUUUCUGAUAACCGUACAUGAAGAAAGUUGUGUACUCGAAUCAAACCAACAGUGUAUGUGAGAAUACCACUCACAUAGUCGUGCAUGAGAAUCAUAGCAAAGCUAACACCUCAAUGCAAUCUCAAAGGUGCCAAUCUGGACUUUGAACUUACAAGUUGGUGAGCUUGAUUCUUUCCAUUUCAAGUUUGUGAUUACUAUUUAUGUGGUUCUAAUGUGAUCCUUCGUGAUAUGGUUUGUUUUUUGUGAUGUAGAACUUAUUGCACAAUUUUUUUAAACCUCUCAUUUCACCCCUUCUCUUCCCCGAUGUGUGAUCGGGGAGGGUGGUGGUUUGUAUAGGAUGAUGUAGCUUUUCUAUGAUUGUGUAAACAUAGAAAGUAGCUCUCUAACCAAUGACAAAUAUAAAGGAAAACAAAGAUUUAGACUUCCUGAAUUUUU